CUAGAAAAUUUCGUAUAAAACCAUAAACAAAAGCAAAACCAGCAGCCAUAUCCUCUUCGUUUUCUGGAUUGGCCCAUUUCACUCUCAAUCCUUUUCAUCACAUCAAAUAUCCACCAAUUAUUUUAUUAAUUCCUCUUUUCUCAGAAGAUAAACUCUAAAAGAUGGGUGUCUACCUUAGCACACCUAAGACUGAGAAAUUCUCUGAGGAUGGUGAAAACAGCAAGGUUAAAUUUGGAUUGUCUUCCAUGCAAGGUUGGCGCACGACCAUGGAAGAUGCUCAUGCUGCCUUUCCCGAUCUGGAUGAUUCGACUUCAUUCUUUGGCGUUUAUGAUGGUCACGGAGGUAAGGUAGUUGCCAAGUUCUGUGCGAAGUUCCUUCAUCAACAAGUGCUUAAGAGUGAAGCAUAUUCUGCUGGAGACCUGUCAACAGCUCUGCAAAAAUCUUUCUUUAGAAUGGAUGAAAUGAUGCGUGGACAAAGAGGGUGGAGGGAGUUAGCUGUUCUGGGUGAUAAAAUAAACAAAUUCACUGGAAUGAUAGAGGGGCUAAUAUGGUCUCCAAGAGCUGCUGAUGGCAAUGGGCAUGAUGAUGAUUGGGCCCAUGAAGAUGGGCCUCAUUCAGAAUUUUCUGGUCCUACUUCUGGAAGCACUGCUUGCGUGGCUGUAAUUAGGGAAAAUCAACUUCUUGUGGCCAAUGCUGGUGAUUCCCGUUGUGUAAUCUCCAGAAAGGGUCAGGCUUAUAAUUUGUCUAGAGAUCACAAACCUGAACUGGAUGCCGAGAAGGAAAGAAUAAUGAGAGCUGGCGGGUUUAUCCAUGCAGGACGGGUCAAUGGCAGUCUGAACCUUGCAAGAGCUAUAGGUGACAUGGAGUUCAAGCAAAAUAAAUUUCUUCCCGUUGAAAAGCAAAUUGUAACAGCAAAUCCUGACAUUAAUGUGGUUGAACUUUGUGAUGAUGAUGAUUUUAUGGUGCUAGCUUGUGAUGGCAUAUGGGACUGCAUGUCAAGCCAGCAGCUUGUUGAUUUUGUACAUGAACAAUUGAGCACGGAAAAUAAACUAUCUGCAAUUUGUGAGAGAGUGAUGGACAGGUGUUUGGCCCCUUCAACUGCUGGCGGAGAAGGCUGUGACAACAUGACGAUGAUCCUAGUUCAGUUCAAGAAACCCAUACAACCACAUGCCCCUGCAUCUACAAAUGAGGAGCCAUCACCAUCUGAGCCAAGCCAGCCUGUGACUGAAGCUGAUAAUUCCAAACAAGAACCAGAACAGACUGGAUCGAGCUAAUUUGAUACAUCACAUAUAACUUGCAGAAAUUGUUCACUGUUAAUUUUUCAGGUUGUUGUAAAUGAAGCUGACUCAACAUGAAGAUAUGACUCAACUGCUGGUAAUAUACUUCUGUUCUAUGGUGCAUAUAACGAAAAACUGGAGCUUAAUAGGAUGUACAGAUUUUUGGUGUUAAAUCAUGUUCUUUCCAGGAUUAGGAAAAUAUGCAGACUAUUUAUUGACGCUGAUUACUACAUAAUGUCUUCUUGUUGUGGUUAUUCUCUCCUA
Messenger RNA from Chenopodium quinoa (quinoa), 1541 nucleotides. RefSeq names its product probable protein phosphatase 2C 60. The record is from RefSeq and is a predicted model, not a curated record. NCBI's taxonomy places the organism in Eukaryota, Viridiplantae, Streptophyta, Magnoliopsida, Caryophyllales, Amaranthaceae. Gene Ontology annotation, biological process: protein dephosphorylation. The transcript is spliced from 11 exons. The coding region runs from base 162 to 1274 and encodes 370 amino acids. Gene Ontology annotation, molecular function: protein serine/threonine phosphatase activity; cation binding.